This is a messenger RNA of Erinaceus europaeus (western European hedgehog), 1223 nucleotides long. RefSeq names its product kelch domain containing 9 (gene KLHDC9). The transcript is spliced from 4 exons. Bases 84 to 1112 code for a protein of 342 amino acids. Lineage: Eukaryota; Metazoa; Chordata; Mammalia; Eulipotyphla; Erinaceidae. Gene Ontology annotation, molecular function: cyclin binding. The record is from RefSeq and is a predicted model, not a curated record.
UUCCGGGGGUGGGGGCGGGGUGAGCUUCCGGCGGGCGGCCCUCCCGGGUCGGGGUGCUGCGUUCCCCAGUCCGCCCGGAGGCCAUGGCGGACGGGCGGGGCUGGACCUGGCGGCCGGUGGCCCGGGACGCGCUGCUGGCGCGGGCCUUUCAUUCGUGCACCGAGCUGGGGGGGCGCUUCUACCUGGUGGGGGGGCUGCUGGCUGGGGGCGCGCGCGAGCCCAGCGCCGACGCGGUGCUGCUGGAGCCGGCGGGCGGCCGGGUGAUGCGGGCGGGCGGCGCGGGCGCCCCGGGGCGUAGCCACCACGACGCGGCUGCGCUGGGCGGCCGCUGGCUGUGCGUGGUGGGCGGCUGGGACGGGACGCGCCGCCGCGCCUCAGUGGCCGCGCUGGACACGGAGCGCGGGCAGUGGGAGGCCUGGGCACCCGCCGCCUGCAGCCGGGCCCCCGCCGGCCUCAGCAGCCACACCUGCACCCGCCUGUCGGACCGUGAGUUGCGGGUGGCCGGCCGCGAGGGCGGGACGCGCACGCAGCGCCGCUUCGGAAGCGUCUACACGCUCCGCCUGGACCCCGCCGCCCGCACCUAUUGCUACAAGGAGGAGGGCUGCCACACGGCCUCCCGCUCCGGCCACUGCGCUGCCCUUCUGCCCACCCCGGGGCGCCAGCCCGGACACCAGCUGCUGCUCUUCGGUGGGUGCAGCUCAGGAGAAGCAGAAGUUGCCGGCCACUGGCGUCCCGGGAAGAUUAAGGAGGAGCCUCCUGCGGCCCCCCGUUUGACGGAACAGCUGGCACGGCUUGUGAGCAGUGGACAGGGGUCGCUGCAGGGACCUCGGGGCCUGCGGCAUCACUCGUGCUCUGUGGUGGGGCCUUUUGCAGUGCUGUUCGGUGGAGAGACUCUAACGAGAGCUAGGGACCCUGUCUGCAAUGACCUGUACAUCUAUGACACCCGCCAAUCUCCUGCACUGUGGUUUCACUUUCCCAGUGCCAACCGCAGCCUGAAGCGCGUGGGCCAUCGGACCUGCCUCUGGGAGGAUCAGCUCUACCUGGUUGGUGGUUUUGGGGAGGAUGGCAGGACAGCUAGCCCAGAAGUAUACAUCCUGGAUCUCUUCACCUAAAACGGGGUGCCCGGCACACUGCUACCAACCCCAUCUUGUGCAGAUGCACAAAGCAUGGUCAUCAGAACUGUGUCUUCUUUCAAACGCAUUAAAUUCUGAUCUGAGCAUCAA